UGGCAGGCGUUUCAGAGCGUCAGAGGCUGCGGAUGAGCUCACUUGGAGGACUCCAGGCCAGAGACAGGGGUUCUCUAGGCUGGGGCGAAGAGUCGAGCGCGAAGGGGGCUCCGGGCCAGAGUGACAGGAGGAGGGCUUCCGAGGAAGAAGUUGACCGGGAGGCCCGUGCGACGGCAGAUCUCGUGAACCUUGGGGGACACACGCUCAAGAUGCGGGUCCCCGCCCUCCUCGUCCUGCUCUUCUGCUUCAGAGGGAGCGCAGGCCCGUCGCCCCAUUUCCUGCAACAGCCAGAGGACCUGGUGGUGCUGCUGGGGGAGGAAGCCCGGCUGCAGUGUGCUCUGGGCGCCUACUGGGGGCUAGUUCAGUGGACUAAGAGUGGGCUGGCCCUAGGGGGCCAAAGGGACCUGCCAGGGUGGUCCCGGUACUGGAUAUCAGGGAAUGCAGCCAAUGGCCAGCAUGACCUCCACAUUAGGCCCGUGGAGCUAGAGGAUGAAGCAUCAUAUGAAUGUCAGGCUACACAAGCAGGCCUCCGCUCGAGACCAGCCCAACUGCACGUGCUGGUCCCCCCAGAAGCUCCCCAGGUGCUGGGCGGCCCCUCCGUGUCUCUCAUUGCUGGAGUUCCUGUGAACCUGACAUGUCGGAGCCGUGGGGAUGCCCGCCCUACCCCUGAAUUGCUGUGGUUCCGAGAUGGGGUCCGGUUGGAUGGAACCACCUUCCAUCAGACCCUGCUGAAGGAAGGGACCCCUGGAUCAGUGGAGAGCACCUUAACCCUGACCCCUUCCAGCCAUGAUGAUGGAGCCACCUUGGUCUGCAGGGCCCGGAGCCAGGCCCUGCCUGCGGGAAGGGACACAGCUAUCACACUGAGCCUGCAGUACCCCCCAGAGGUGACGUCUGCUUCACCACGCACUGUGCAGGAGGGAGAGAAGGUCACUUUCCUGUGCCAGGCCACAGCCCAGCCUUCUGUCACAGGCUACAGGUGGGCAAAAGGGGGCUCCCCGGUGCUCGGGGCCCGCGGGCCAAGGUUGGAGGUCGUGGCAGACGCCUCGUUCCUGACUGAGCCCGUGUCCUGCGAGGUCAGCAACGCCGUGGGUAGCGCCAACCGCAGCACUGCGCCGGAUGUGCUUUUUGGGCCGAUUCUGCAGGCAAAGCCGGAGCCCGUGUCCGUGGACGUGGGGGAAGACGCCUCCUUCAGCUGUGCCUGGCGCGGGAACCCGCUUCCACGGGUAACCUGGACCCGCCGCGGUGGCGCGCAGGUGCUGGGCUCUGGAGCCACACUGCGCCUUCCGUCGGUGGGACCGGAGGACGCAGGCGACUAUGUGUGCAGGGCUGAGCCUGGGCUCUCGGACCAGGGGGGUGGCGUCGCGGAGGCUCGGCUGACUGUGAACGCUCCCCCAGUAGUGACCGCCCUGCAUUCUGAGCCUGCCUUCCUGAGGGGCCCUGCUCGCCUCCAGUGUCUGGUUUUCGCCUCUCCCACCCCAGAUGCCGUGGUCUGGUCUUGGGAUGAGGGCUUUCUGGAGGCGGGGUCGCGGGGCCGGUUCCUGGUGGAGACAUUCCCUGCCCCGGAGGGCCGCGGGGGACAGGGUCCGGGCCUGAUCUCUGUGCUACACAUUUCGGGGACUCAGGAAUCUGACUUUAGCAGGAACUUUAACUGCAGUGCCCGGAACCGGCUGGGCGAGGGAGGUGCCCGGGCCAGCCUGGGUCGUAGAGACCUGCUGCCCACUGUGCGGAUAGUGGCCGGAGUGGCCGCUGCCACCACGACUCUCCUUAUGGUCAUCACUGGGGUGGCCCUCUGCUGCUGGCGCCACGGCAAGGCCUCAGCCUCUUUCUCCGAGCAAAAGAACCUGAUGCGAAUCCCUGGCAGCAGCGACGGCUGCAGUUCGCGAGGCCCUGAAGAAGAGGAGACAGGCAGCCGCGAGGACCGGGGCCCAUUGUGCACACUGGACACCAGUGUCUUGGGUUCUCUGGAGGAGGAAGAUCUGGAGACCAAGGACCCAACCAACGGUUACUACAAGGUCCGAGGAGUCAGUCCACCCGCGUCUCCAGACUCAUGUGUGAUAUCUCUCCAGUGGAAGAGUCCUGGGAUCUCCAACUUUCCAUAAUGGAUUGUCCUGAUUUCUGAGGAGCCAGGAUAAGUUGGCGACCUUACUCCUCCAAAAUUGAACACUAGGGGAGGGAAAGAUCAUUACAUUUGUCAGGAGUAUUUGUAUACAGUCAGCUCAGUCAAAGGGGAUGCCCCAAGUGGGAGCAACAUGGCCACCCAAUAGGCCCACCUAUGUCCCAGUGUAAAAGAGAUUCAAGAUGGCAGGUAGGCCCUUUGAGGAGAGAGGGGGACAGGGCAGUGGGUGCUGGGAGUUUGGGGCUGGGAUGGAAGUUGUUUCUAGCCACUGAAAGAAGAUAUUUCAAGAUGACCAUCUGUAUUGAGAAGAAAGGUAGCAUAGGAUAGAUGAAGAUGAAGAGCAUACCAGGCCCCACUGUGGCUCUCCCUGAGGGGAACUUUGCUGGGCCAAUGGAAAUGCAGCCAAGAUGGCCGUGUACUCCCUAGGAACCCAAGAUGGCCACCAUCUUGAUUUCACUUUCCCUAAAGACUCAGAAAGACUUGGACCCAAGGAGUGGGGAUAUGGUGAGAAUUAGCACUGUUGGGGCAAAGGGGAAUCUUGGGAUAAAAAUAUUUAUGUUUAAUAAUUAAAAAAAAGUCAAAGAGGCAAGUGUGUCUUA
Messenger RNA from Cercocebus atys (sooty mangabey), 2715 nucleotides. It is a transcript of the gene KIRREL2, whose product is annotated as kin of IRRE like 2 (Drosophila). The record is from RefSeq and is a predicted model, not a curated record. Gene Ontology annotation, biological process: cell-cell adhesion. Gene Ontology annotation, molecular function: cell adhesion molecule binding. Gene Ontology annotation, cellular component: cell-cell junction. NCBI's taxonomy places the organism in Eukaryota, Metazoa, Chordata, Mammalia, Primates, Cercopithecidae.